Tachyglossus aculeatus (Australian echidna) is the source of this 2721-nucleotide messenger RNA. RefSeq names its product neurexophilin 2 (gene NXPH2). The transcript has 2 exons. The coding region runs from base 12 to 815 and encodes 267 amino acids. The record is from RefSeq and is a predicted model, not a curated record. NCBI's taxonomy places the organism in Eukaryota, Metazoa, Chordata, Mammalia, Monotremata, Tachyglossidae. Gene Ontology annotation, molecular function: signaling receptor binding.
CGGCCGGAGCCAUGGACCUCCGCCCGCUGCCCCUUCUGGUGAUGCCGGCCUUCCUCGUGCCGCUGAUCGUCUGUGACUGCAAGCAAAUACUCCACCUUCCCGAGGGGCUGGACUGGGAAGACAAAGAGGGUCCCGAGGCACUGGUCCCAGUCCACUCCAAGUUCGUCCACCCUCUGCGUCUUUUCGUCCAACAGGCCCCCGGCCCCGCGCCCGGCCAGCUCCCCAUCACCGCCGGCUCCGAUGGCUUCUGGACUUGGCUGUCCAAUGUGACUGAAGCCCGAGGGUCCAGGUCCCGGGCCAAACGCCGGCCCAUCGUCAAGACGGGGAAGUUCAGGAAGAUGUUUGGUUGGGGCGACUUUCACUCCAACAUCAAGACAGUCAAGCUGAACCUGCUGAUCACCGGCAAGAUUGUCGACCACGGCAACGGCACCUUCAGCGUCUACUUCCGCCACAACUCGACGGGCCUUGGGAACGUCUCGGUGAGCCUGGUGCCGCCCUCCAAGGUGGUGGAGUUCCCGGUGGCUCCGCCGGUGGCUGCCCAAUCCACACUGGACGCCAAGGGGUCUAAGGCCUUCAACUGCCGCGUGGAAUACGAGAAAACGGACCGGGCCAAGAAGACAGCCCUCUGCCACCUGGACCCAGCCAAGGUCUGCUACCAGGAGCAGACACAGAGCCACGUGUCUUGGCUGUGCUCCAAACCCUUCAAGGUCAUCUGCAUCUACAUCGCCUUCCACAGCGUCGACUACAAGCUGGUUCAGAAGGUCUGUCCCGACUACAAUUACCACAGCGAGACUCCAUACCUGUCUUCUGGGUGACCGGCCCACCCAUCACGCCUUAGGGGUGGGGGGGCGGCCCCCUCUGGCUCCAACCAUGGACGCCGCCGCCCAUCCACCAUCAAGGCCCAAGGACCAAGGGAAGUCUGGAAGCCCAUGGCCGCGAAGGUGCUGAGGCAAAUGGUUGAGAGCCGGCGAUUCCAGCUGCUUGGGGAGGACAACUCUGGUCACCUGGUCUGGUCCAGUCCACGCUGGUCAUCUGGUCUGGCCCAGUCCAGUCCGACCUGGGGGAGGGGGGAGGAUGCAAGAGCCACUGGAUCCAUCCAUCCAUCAGUCAGCGGACCGUGUGCUCAGCUUGGAACCCACACCAUCCAGGGAUUUAGUAGGGUCACUCGGAGGUCAAGGUCUUGGCUCCUCUGGGGUUAGAACACCUGCCUGACAUUGGGGAAGGGCAGGAACUGGGCAAAGCUGGAUGUGGGGUGGGGGUGGCGGGGAGAGGCCAAAAUGGACCAGUCAAGGAUGGUGAAUCAGUCUGUCUGUACCCAACACGUGGGUCCAGAAUUAGCCAACAGGGAGUGUUUCCCCCAAAUCAAUGGAACUGCCAGUCCAAGCGGUGACCUCCCUGCCUCAUCAAUAUUCUAUUAUUGCAGCUAUUAUUGUCACUGACAGGGAUUGAAGCCAAACGGCCUAGUGGGCCAAGCAUGGGAUGGUGAGUCAGGAGACCCACAUUCUAGUCCCACCUCUGGCUGACUGGGUGAUCUUGAGCAAGUCACUUACCCUCUUUGAGCCUCAGUUUCCUCAUUUAUAAAUUGGAAAUAUGGUCCCUGCACUCCCAUUCUCUUAGGCUAUGCACCAUGUGCGUGACCAGGGCUGUAUCUGAUCUGAUACAUCUACCAUAGAACUUAGUGGAGCUCCUGGAACCGAAUAAACACAUCAAUGAACACCAUCCUUUUGAAGCGUUUAGAAUGUGUGAGGCCCUGUGCUAAGCGCUGGGAUGAAUGCCAAAACCCAAUUCAGAUCCGGUCCCAGUCCCAUAUGGCCUAUGACCCAUGGAACAAUGGUAACAGAAACCAAACAGCAAUGAAAACAAGUGAGGAUUGUUCUCAAAAGAUCAGCAGGAACAGUGCAAGCUAGGCAUGGUGCUGUUCCCUUCGGGUUCCAGGCUGCUCAGCCCACAGUCCUCAGUGGGGGCUGAUGGGAUCAGGUGUCUUCCAUGGGGUGGGAUGGUGGAAGAAUGAACAAUGGACGCAAACCUUUCUGGGAGCAAGGAGAGCGACUGGGGGAGGCGUGCACACUGCUGCAACAGCCUGCUCUUUCCAGCUGAGAGUCUCCAUGUGCCCAUGGCCAACUCGCCUGCUCGGAAACCAGCCCGGAGCCCAUCCCUGAUGAGCUUGCAGAUGGCCUCACAUCCAUCUUUUGCAAACUUGAGGGAGUGAAACCAACAGGAACAGCUGGAUGGGUCAGCAGAGAGGGGCGAGCUAGGGGCAGCCCCCUAAGGUACAGGCUCAUCGCAGCUUGCCUUUGCUACUGCCAGGGUCCAAGCCAGAUGCCAGUCUGUGACCAUGAGGGCUUUCACUUGGGGAAGGGGUUGGGGGAGAGCCACUCCCAGACACACACACACACUCCCACAAACGAACAGCUCCACUCCAACCCCAUAUUCUGUUAUUACCGGGACUUGCCACCCCAGACCACGUUCUACUCUGUUUUCCGUAGAAAUCGUUCUUGAGUUAGUGGUAGGGAAGAGCGGGCUGGCAUGCCUGCUCUCUUCCGGUUUCACGUCUAGUGCUUUGGUGACUGUAUUGAACUAGCCCCCCGACCUGUAUCCUUACCUCCUUCUAGAGCCAAGGCCAACAUCUGGGUCUCCUGGCGAUGUGUGGAAGCCAUCAAUGUACAUACCCCUGGGAGUCUGUGUGUACACUGCAGGAGGGCUGUGCACGUACCUUUGUAA